GGCUGCGAAUUUAUGAACUUACUGACAGGCUGGAACCAGGUGUUAAGAAAGAAACGUGAGAACCUCCCAGGGCGGGGCUACUUGGCCAACUUAGGCUGUUUCUCGGCACCCAAGGACACCUUUCCAUUCACUUCCUGAUCCCACAGUCUCACCUGAGUUAUUACCAGACUCAGUGGGCCAGGCAAGAAUGCAGCAAGCAGGCCUUACCCUCGUGGCUGUGGCUGUGUGUGUGGCUUUUCGAACUUCGGAAGCCAUACUUCCCAUAGCUUCCAGCUGCUGCACUGAAGUUUCCCAUCAUAUUUCCAGAAGGCUUCUGGAAAGAGUGAAUUCAUGCAGCAUCCAGAGAGCUGAUGGGGACUGUGACUUGGCAGCUGUCAUCCUCCAUGUUAAACGCAGAAGGAUCUGCGUCAGCCCGAACAAUCAGACUUUGAAGCAUUGGUUGAGAGCCUCCGAGGUGAAGAAGAAUGGCAAAGAAAAUCCCUGCCAUAAGAAGCUGCACAGCGGGAAGGACAGAAAGAAUCACACCCAGAGGAAUCAUGGAAAACAGGGCCACCAAGCCCCUCGUUAGAACAGAAAUGUGACCCUACGGAGAUAACUCUGCAGGUUAACUGGCUCGUAGUUGGUCAUAAGUUUGUCACCUGAGUCUUCUGUAUUGACACCCAAUUUUUUUUUUUUUUUUUUUUUUUGUUAAUGAAUAAUUGCAGCUAAGGGUGUAAGUUAAGUGGUAAAACACUUGUGUGGCCUGUAGAUUCAAUCAGCAAAAACCAAGAACGAACAAAACAUGCACACGUGACCAAUAAUAUACUUAACUGAAAAUACAAAAUUCAUCUUUAUAUAUAAAAUUGAAAAGGGUAAUAUAGAUACAAUUCCUCUAACAUUUUGACGGACGUUCCCCAGUCCUAUAGAGGAGGUGAAGGAAUGCCAUAAGGUUUACACACAUUCCUGUAACCUACAUUAGUCACUGCUAAUAUUUGCUCUCUUUUCUCUGUGUGUGUGUGUGUGUGUGUGUGUGCACAGUACAUAAAUACAAGGGUUUUCCACUAGACCAUCUGAAAAGUUGCAAACACCAUGACCUUUGUCUAUUCCACAUCCUGUUACUAAAGCAACAUUGCUGAUUAGGUAACUUCUAAAGAAUACAAGUUUAUUUGGCUCAGGUUCCUGGGGUGGGAAAGCCCAGGAACUUGGCACUAAUGUCUGGUUAGCAUCUGGGAGGACAUUUCUAAGGAACCUUAAUGUGACAGAGGACUGCAUGUGACAAGAUGGCCCAGUGUGAUAACUCAGAACCUCUUUCUUAUAAAGCCACUAACAGCUGGGUGUUGGUGGCACGGGCUUUUGUCCCAGCACUCUGGAGGCAGAGACAGGAAGAUCUCUGUGAGUUCGAAGCCAGCCUGGUCUAUCUUCAGAGCAAGUUCCAGGACACAGGGAAGGCUCCAAAGCAAUACAGAAAAACCCUGUCUCAAAAAACAAAACAAAACAAACAAACAAAAAAGCCACUAAUUUAGCCUCAGCUACACCCAAAGGCCCCUCUCCAAAUGCCAACAACAUGUAGGUUUAAGUAUCAAGUUCCAAUACAUAAACCUGGAGAACAUAUUCAAACCAUAGCAACACUUCAGCCCUAAUUUCUUUCUAGAAUUAUCACUUGGUAUCAUCCAUUUUCCUAAAUAAUUAUGCUAGAAGUUUUAUACCUAGAAAGUUAACAAUUUCAUAUAGUCUAUACUCAAAUUUCUUUAUAUCCAGAUCACUUUAUAGAUUUUAUUUUCAGUCCAGGUUCACAUAUUGCCAUUUGUUUUACGUCACUUUAGUCUUUUCAAUAGAAGUCUCAGGUUUUUUUCUUUCCUGCCUUCCUUCCAUUCUUCCAUAGCAUAGACUUUCAAAGAAUAAAGGUUAGAAUUUGUUUCACGUUCCACGUUUGUGUGAUCGGUCUUCACGAUCAACCCAAGCUUCCUCUAUGAAUUUGUAUACUUCUCGAUUCCUCUGUGGUUCUGCAACAUCAUUUUCUAUAAGGGUAAGGCGUGUGGAGAUUUGAGUAGCUACGAUCAUGUAAACUCUGCCUCACCGCCCAGAAACUUCUCUCUUCUGCUGUAGUUCUCAGAGCAGCAGCAUUAAACACACAGAGGUCAGAUUCUGUAUUGCAUGUAGCUCUGAUUGGCUCAGAAUAGACCACGCUGUUCUCAAACGCACAGAGAUCCACCUGCUUCUGCUUCCCAAAUGAUAGUAUUAAAGGCAUGGACUACCACUUGGCUCUAGAAGUCAAUAUUUUAAAACUACCUAUCCACCGUCUCCAUGAUUUCACCCUGGAGAAAUUUGAACACAUGGUAAAAGCUCAUUUCCAUGGCAACCAUUAGUACAAGAUCAGUUUGUCAGGUAUCCUUGGUGUCUAUAAUUGUAAAAAAAAAUACAAAGUUACAACAUCAGAAUGAGGCACACGUUUUCAUAAUCAUAAUAGGCAUGUUGAAAAGUUAAAAUGAAAACCAAAACAUCAAUAUUGAGCCUUUUUACCUAGUCAUUUGAAUCAUAUAACUAUUCUCAUUUUAUUUCUACUUGUAACCCACAUCACUACACAAGACACUAUGUGUGAUAUGUUUUAAAAACUGGUUGCUAUGGCUUGGGUAGGUGUCCUCAAAGGCCUGUGGUGCUCCUGGGAGGCAGUGGGAAACUUGGAAUGUGGAGUCUAAUGAACAAAUGUACGUUCCUGGGGUUGUGUCCUGUCUUUGUUUCACACCACCAGGAACUAAGCAGCUUCUUUGACCAUGCAUUUCCAUCACAAAUUCUUUCUGCCAUAGGCCCAGGGACAUGGAAGCCCAACUAACCAUGGACUGAAACUUCUAAAACUUCGAGCUGAACGAGGCCUUUCUGCUGUGUUUGUUUGUUUGUUUGUUUGUUUGUCUGUUUGUCUGAGACAGGGUCUCUCUGUGUAGCCCUGGCUGUCAGGAACUCACUCGGAAGACCUCAAAUUUACAGAGAUCUUUGUGCUUCUGGCUCCCUAGUGCUGGGAUUAAAGGUGUGGGCUGCCACUGCCUGGCUACCUUUCUGCUUUUAAAGUUGAUCUGCCUCAAGUGUUUGUUACAGAAACACAAGGUUAACACAAGGAUUUUAUUGUAAUGUAAAUAGUUAAGAUUUGGUAUCCAAAAGACAAAAUCUCUUAGAGACUACGGUGUGCUUAGUGAAUAUUAUCACUCUUAUACUAUGUACAAUAUUGUAUUGUAAGUACUGUUACUAUGCCAUGAGUUACUAUGAAUAAGUCACCUGGGUUAAACUGUAAGCCUUCUUUUUAACAAAAUGUGUUCUUCUUAUGCUUUAUUAAAAAUUUCACACUUUAUUA
Phodopus roborovskii (desert hamster) is the source of this 3322-nucleotide messenger RNA. It is a transcript of the gene Ccl28, whose product is annotated as C-C motif chemokine ligand 28. Gene Ontology annotation, cellular component: extracellular region. Gene Ontology annotation, molecular function: chemokine activity. The record is from RefSeq and is a predicted model, not a curated record. Lineage: Eukaryota; Metazoa; Chordata; Mammalia; Rodentia; Cricetidae. The transcript has 3 exons. Bases 188 to 568 code for a protein of 126 amino acids. Gene Ontology annotation, biological process: immune response; cell chemotaxis; positive regulation of cell-matrix adhesion.